AUGGCGCUUCAGGCUGCGUACAAGCAGUUUCUAGCUGCACCAACCCCGACUGUGCUCGCGCAAGACGCGUCUCUGCACUACAUUACCUCGACGACAAGUUUCAACGGUCCCGAUAGCAUUAUCAAGCACUUUUCGACCUUCCGCAACCAGAGCAAGAAGAAGAAGGAAGACGUGCUUUUCGUCAUCGAGGGGCAGAACGCCGUGGUCCUGGAGGCUGAGCUUGUCAUCGAAUUUAUUUCCAGCGGCGGCCCGUAUCUGCCUGGAUUGGACGACAACUUCCUUGCCGACCGGACUGUGUCUUUUGCCGUUACCCACAUCGUCUUGUUCGAUGCCGACGGCAAGAUUCUCCAGAUCCGCCAGAACUGGGACCAAGGGUCGCUGCUGAAGCAACUCGACGUUAUUGGCAAGUCGGGUCGCAACUGGCCCAUUCGCGAUGGCAAGGACCAGGUCAGCUUGAUUGCGAAAUGCGUCAAGGGAGGCGGAGCUCCUGGGUUUACUACUGAUCUUCCCAUGCAUAACCGCACCAAGUCGACCAACCCUCUCCGCGAUCCUCACGCCUCCUUGGCUUUGUUCGCCCCGCGCGAGGAGCAGGAAGAGGUUACCGUCAUCUCUCCCUAUGCUGGCCGCAGACCUACCCAGCGUUCCUUUACCGAAAUUCUGGGCGACGAGCCUGAGGAGCCCGCUUCCCCCAGCAACGGCCGCGAGCGUUCUGUGUCUCCAAGCAAGGCCAAGGCCGGGGUUAGCAAGAACUUCCAAGCUGUCCGCCUUUUUGACCGCGACGAUGGUACCGCCGAGGCCGACACGCCCGAGAACGGCAGAUCGCCCGAACGUGUCAUCCGCCCGAACCCAAAGAAGUACCAACACUUCGACUUUGAUGACGGCCACUCUCAGGAGGCCCCGAAGCCCGCUCCUGCUCCCGCAAAGAGCUCCAAGCAUGGUGCUUCGUGGGGCUUUGAGGACUUCGUAACGCCACAAAAGCCGACAGCAUCCCGCACCUUGCACAAGGCCCGGGAAGCUCGCAAUUGGUCUACUGAAGAUGCCAUUACUGAGGAGCAACCUGCCCCCAAGGCCCAGCAGGCCAAGGGCCGCAUUACUGCCGAGGCUCACUUUGACUUUGUCGACGACGGUGAGACGCCAGCUGGCGGUCGGUUCCGCGGCCCACCCCGUGGUAGGGGUCAGAAUGAAGGGCAGCACCUGUACGAAAUGAACCUGUACAAGGAGGACGGCAGUGCGCCGACCCCAGGUCCUGCUCCUCUCGGCAAUAUUACAAACCAAGCCGGACGCCACAAGUCAUUCGAUCCUCACUUUGAGAUGACGGACGAGUCUCCUCGGGAUAGCAACGACGGCAAAGACAAGGCUGAGAAGCUCGGUGAUGACAGGAAGAAAGCAGUGCGCAUGAUGGAGAGCAACUGGGAGACCUAUGAUGUUUCGCCCGCUGCCCUGAAGGAGAACAACAACCCUAAUGGCAAGACGAGAGGAAUUGUCACAGCCGGUGAUGGCAUGGGCAAUAAGAAGGGCGGUUGGGGCUUGGCCGAGAAGAAAGAGCGCGGUAUCAACACUGCUGGCGACGGGAUGGGUGGCAGAAAGGGUGCUGGCCGCGGGUGGGCGCUGGGUGACGAGAGCGACGAGGACGCGCCAACUCAGCCCCAGAAAAAGGGCGGCCGUGGGCCUCCUGCCAAGGCGGAGAGCUUCUGGGACUUUUAA
This is a messenger RNA of Podospora pseudocomata, 1704 nucleotides long. RefSeq lists its product as uncharacterized. NCBI's taxonomy places the organism in Eukaryota, Fungi, Ascomycota, Sordariomycetes, Sordariales, Podosporaceae. The coding region runs from base 1 to 1704 and encodes 567 amino acids. The transcript has a single exon. The record is from RefSeq and is a predicted model, not a curated record.